Molecule: messenger RNA, 1065 nt
Organism: Colletotrichum truncatum
Lineage: Eukaryota; Fungi; Ascomycota; Sordariomycetes; Glomerellales; Glomerellaceae
Product: nad dependent epimerase
Molecular function (GO): oxidoreductase activity, acting on the CH-OH group of donors, NAD or NADP as acceptor
Source: RefSeq, a predicted model, not a curated record
AUGUCCAACCGCGUCCUUCUAACCGGUGCCAACGGCUUCAUCGCCCAGCAUAUCCUCGCUCAGCUUCUCGAGGCAGGUCACUCAGUCCGCGCCAUCGUCCGUACCCAGCCCUCUGUUGACCAGCUCCGCUCCACCUUUUCUUCUUACCCUCCCUCCAAACUCGACUACGCCUUAGUGCCAGACAUAUGCGUCCCUGGCGCCUUCGACACAGUUCUUGUCUCUGACCCGCCCUUCGAUCUUAUUCUACACACUGCUUCACCCUACAACUUCCGCCAGGGAAAGUCGAAUCUUGACUUUCUUGACCCUGCUAUCAAGGGCACAACAGAAAUCCUCCACGGCGUGCUCCGGAAAGCCCCUGAAGUGAAGAGAGUGGUUAUCACAAGCUCUACGGCCGCUGUGGUCGACAUAUCCAUUCCGCGCAUCACCGAAACGCCCAAGAUCUAUAACGAGAAUGACUGGUGUAAGGUUUCCAGGGAGGAGGCUGAGACUACCGACCAACGGCUUCUGCCAUAUGUUGCUAGCAAAACCUUCGCGGAGAAGGCGGCAUGGCAGUUCCUGGCGGAGAAGCAGCCUAGUUUCGACAUCGUGACGAUCAACCCGCCGCUUGUCUACGGCCCGUUCUACGACUCGUCAGUCUUUAAGAGCCCUCAGGAGGUUAACCAGAGCAACUUCAACUUGUACAACUACUUCCUGAACCCCGAGCUGACAUCCGAAUCGCCGGUACCUCCAGAGGGUCUGCAUCUUUAUGUUGACGUGAGGGAUGCAGCACGGGCGCAUUUGCUAGCUGCGACCACGCCCGAAGCUGGAGGGAACCGGUUCCUGGUUAGUCCUGGUGGCAUCUCGCACCAGAGAAUCGUGAAUAUCCUCCGAGAGGUACUGCCUCAGUUGCAGGGUAGAAUACCCAAGGGUGACCCGGAGAAGACGGACUUGCCGGAGGGGAUCUUUGGCGUGGAUUCGUCGCUGGCGAGGAGAGUUCUGGGAGUGGAGUAUACGAGGGAGGAAGAUACCUUCAAGGACCUUGCACGGCAAUUGUUUGAGAUUGAGCAGCGAGCCCAGACGGCUUAG